Erythranthe guttata (spotted monkey flower) is the source of this 719-nucleotide messenger RNA. RefSeq names its product SKP1-like protein 4. Lineage: Eukaryota; Viridiplantae; Streptophyta; Magnoliopsida; Lamiales; Phrymaceae. Gene Ontology annotation, biological process: ubiquitin-dependent protein catabolic process. The record is from RefSeq and is a predicted model, not a curated record.
UUUUCUCGUUGAUAAUAAAGAAAAUCGAUGGCGUCGUCGUCAAACACAGAAAUCCAGAAGAUGAUCGUGCUGCAGAGCUCCGACGGGCAAAUAUUCGAGAUCGAGGAGUCGGUUGCUUCGAAUUCACAGACACUCAGAAACAUGAUUGAGGAUGAAUGCGCCGACAACACCAUCCCUCUCCCCAACGUCACUGCCAAGAUUCUCGCCAGGGUCAUCGAAUACUGCAAGCGCCACACCGACGCCGCCGCCAACGCCGACGAUCUGAAGAAAUUCGACGCUGAUUUCGUCGAUCCUGAUGACCAGGAAACGCUUUUCGACACCUUAUUGGCAGCAAAUUACUUAAACAUAAGCAGCCUGAUGGAUAUGCUAUGCAAAGCAAUAGCAGAGAUGUUGAAGGAUAAAGAUCCAGAAGUAACUCGCAAAAAAUUCAACAUAGUAAACGACUAUACUAAAGAGGAGGAAGAGGAAGUUCGCAAGGAGAACAGUUGGGCUUUUGAGGACUAGUUUAUUUGCAUUCUAUUUUAUUUUUUUAUUUUAGUAAUUUUUCUCUGAUUUUUUACUUUUUUUUUUCGUAGUUUAGUUUUUGUCUUUAGGGUUUUCUUGUUUCUUCUACAUUAAUCAAUAAUCAUUAUGGAUUAUUGAUAAACCUUUUUUUAUUUUGGCUGAAAUUCUUGUCAUCUUAGAUCUCAUUCAUUGUUUCAACAAUGUGCAAUUUUGAA